Pseudomassariella vexata is the source of this 982-nucleotide messenger RNA. RefSeq lists its product as uncharacterized. Lineage: Eukaryota; Fungi; Ascomycota; Sordariomycetes; Amphisphaeriales; Pseudomassariaceae. Bases 136 to 726 code for a protein of 196 amino acids. Gene Ontology annotation, biological process: protein import into nucleus. Gene Ontology annotation, cellular component: nucleus. The record is from RefSeq and is a predicted model, not a curated record. Gene Ontology annotation, molecular function: small GTPase binding; guanyl-nucleotide exchange factor activity. The transcript has 3 exons.
GACUAACACUUGCGACACCAACCUACCCAAAACCUCUCCAGCAUUUGGAAAUAAUUUGACUUCAAUUACUUUAUUGCCUGCUACACGUCUUUGACCCGAAAUUUUGUCUCGAGAUACCCCAAACUUUUCCGCAGAAUGACCUCGUACAAAAGCACCCCUCUAUUUGGCGGGGCUCUCAUCUGCGAUCUUCCAGCCAACUUCGCAGACGUCAGCACCUUGCGCCAAGUACCCGAUAACCAAGAAGUUUGGAUCGACAAGGAUGGCUUCACAAGCAUCAUCUUCGACAUUACCGAGCGCGUCGGCGGCAAGGGCAGCAGCCCCGAGCUCGAUGGUCGCGCCAUGACGACACACCUGGAGGAGAUGGUGGGAGACGAUGCCGACCGCGUCAAGGUCUGGAACACGACGCCGACGCAGUUCUCACGCUUAGAUGAGGAAAUACCCGCAUACACACUCAUCGCAACGCAAGCGCCGAAACCGAGUGCGGAAAAAGAGCGGACGGUGCCCGACUUCACGGCCAUCAUCAUGACGCUGGUGCGGCUCGAGCGCGAAAGCACUGAUAUGCUCAUCACCAUCAACGUACCGCAUAUCAAGGGCGAGUACAACGAGGAGGAAGUCGAUUUGGAGUUGGGAAGACAGGGUAAAUUGAUUGGGGACGCGGUAGAUUAUGCGGCCAAGAUCUGGGAGACCUUUAAGGUCAAAGAUUGGGGCCUGUUCGUGGAGGUGUAGAAGGGCGGAAGAGCAUGAGACAUUACGGUCCUUCGCGCUACCCCCAGGAACCGCGGUGGGAAGUCAAUGCAUGGCCUUGCCGGUGCUAUUCUAGGUGAAUGGUCUGGGUUACAGGGGUUGACAGCAUCAUUUCGUGCUUUCACGGUUAUGCUCGUUUCUCGCGCAAAGAGAGGAAGCUGGUUCGUGAGACAUAUUUACGUGGCGUUCUUUUUGGAUUGAAUAUGACGAGUAUGAAUGAAUGAAUGAAUCUCAGGCU